UCUCUCCUCCCUCUGUCUCUCUCCCUCCCUCUGUCUCUCCCCCCUCAUCCACGGCUCAGUCGCCCCUGGUCCGGUCCGGUGCCGGUGUGGAGGUCUGUGUCCCGUGUCGGUGCCAGUCAGUUUCUCGGAUACACUUCUCACUGACCAGAACAGAACCGGGCUCUUCUCUCUCCCUCGGUCACUUUUUCUCCUUGGUUCUGAUCCAGUCUCUCGACAGUGACUGAGCUGUACAGAGGUUUACGGGUCUGUAAAGUUUUUUUUUUUUCUUGAGUUUUGAGUGUGUCAGAGAUGUUGAGACAUUGCUGAGUUGCCGUGUUCAGUGUGUUGUCCAGUGAGAGGCCGGAGGACCGCUGGACGUGGGCGACUCUUCCCUCAGGCUUGGCUUCAGCUACCUGAUCAUUACCUGAGGCUGGUCGACUUCUCCUCGGCGUGCUGUCCAUUGUUAGCUUGUCCUGCGGAGAGAUGUGGCGCAGACUCCCACUGCUGUUUUUAUGCUGUGCUCUGAGUGGACUGGAUGCUCUGGAGGCGGACAAAAACGCCGACCCCGCGCCGGCCGAAGCAGCAGACCCGGGUAAACUGGACAAGGAGGCUCCCUCCGCGGCCAGAGCGGAGGACAGCCAGCGGGGAGGGCAGCAGCCCACCGCCGAGCCUCUGGAGGAGGAGAUGGACAACCAAGAGAACAUCAUCAGCCAGUUGCUGGGGGAUUAUGACAAAGUAAAGACUGUGUCAUCAGGGUCCGACUGUGUGUGUCGCUGUGUUGUUCGACCAAUCAAACGCUCUGACUGCAGCCGUAUCCACGAGAGCGACCUGGCGUCAGCGUCUGAGCAUUUUUACACCGUGGAGACGAUCACCAAAGGAACGGACUGCAAGAAGUGUGUGUGCAUGGCUCCACCUUCAGCUGUCAACCCCUGCGAGGGAGAGUACAGGUUUAAAAAACUACAGGAGGCCAGCAAAGAUGACAUCAAGCUGGCAACCAUCAUUGACUUGCUGGAGGGCUCUCUGUAUGGGAUGGACUUGUUAAAGCUCCACUCUGUCACCACCAAGCUGCUGACCAGGGUGGACAACAUGGAGAGAGCUUUUGCUCAUAAUCUUACUGAGAUAGCAAGAGAGAAAGAACGUGCAAGGGAAAGAGCAAAAGAAAAGGAGAAAGAGAAGAAGGCCCAGCAGAAAAAGAAGAAGGUCAAUGACUUGGAGCGUGCAGGACAGAAAAGUGGAGCAGCUGCCUUUGCCAACAAGCAGAAUUAUGACGGUCAGCUGAAGAAGAACCAACAGCAAGAUGGUUUGGAACAACAGCAGCCACCCAAGAAUAGGACCGGAACUCAGAAGCCAAUCAAAGACAAGAACAGCGUGGUCAUCAGAGGCGUGACCUUUUACAAGGCAGAGGAGGAGAGCUACAAAGAGGAGGAGGAGGAGGAGGAGGAGGAGGAAGGGAAUGGAAAGAGUACUACUCUAACCUCAAAAGCUUCAAUGGACGCUGACCAGCUCCCAGCUAGCAGGACUUUCCCCAUCAAGAGUACGGGACUGUCAAGCACUAUAAGCACAGAACUGAACUCCGAGGACCUGUCAAGGACACCGAACAGGCCUGCACUCAUCCAGCCACCAACAGUUUCCCCAAUUGCCGCCAAAAAAAACCCAAAACCAACCAGACCAGCGCCUAUCAAACCAACAACUGAAACAACACCAACAACUGCAAAUUCACCAACAAUCAAACUGACGACCACACAGCAAACUACAACUACCACUCAGCCUCCUGUGCGUGUCAGUCAGCAUAGCAUCUCAGUUCCAGGUGCCAAUAAAGGUCCACCCAUUGAUGCGUCUCCCACAGCAGAGUCCAAGUCAAGACCCAGAAGUCGGCUCAGCUGGACAGAGAGCCCUGCUGACCAACCAAAGGCCACAACAAAGCCUGCAGUGUGUAAGGACACAGUAGCCAGCAUAUCUGAACCGGUGCAGCAGAACUCUUACGGCCUGAGUGAUGGAGCCUGGAUGAGAGAUGCUCGCGGCCAUGGUAACGUCAUCUACCUCACCAAUGGGCACUAUGGCAAUAACCUCCUAGAGUUCCGAGACAUGGACACCUUCAAAUCAGGUCAGGCAAGUAAUUCAUACAAGCUGCCCUACAGUUUCACUGGAACAGGCCACGUCGUGUUUAACGGAGCAUUCUACUACAACCGCGCCUUCAGCAGGGACAUCAUCAGAUAUGACCUGAGACACAGAUAUGUAGCCUCCUGGACCACACUACACGAUGCUAUACUGGAGGAGCAAGCUCACCGGACACAAACUGAAGUGGAGUUUGCCGUUGAUGAGUCCGGCCUGUGGCUGCUCUACCCUGCUCUGGAUACAGAGGGCUUCCAUCAGGAAGUAAUCCUGCUCAUCCACCUCAAUCACCGAGACCUGCAGCCAAUAAGGACCUUCCGCACAGGUCUUAGACGUGGUCGCUACGGAAACAGCUUCCUGGUUUGUGGUGUGUUAUACGGGGUAGAUAGUAUGGAGCGUCACUAUGCUAAUGUGACAUAUGCCUUUGACACACACACACUCACCCACACUGUGCCAAGCCUUGCGAUUACAAAUGUGCACGCACACACCUCCCAGCUGGCUUACAACCCAAUGGACAAGAAACUGUAUGCAUGGGAUGAUGGACAUCAGAUGACAUAUGAUGUUGUUUUUGCUUAUUAGCACAAUGAAUGGACUCAGAAGAAGAGAAGCUGAGAACAGAAGAAACAAGAUAAUAUUUUAUAAAUCUUUUGUUUCUAAAGGACUGUGGAUCAGUCUAAAUGAAUAUGUUUUUAUGUUGACCCCAGCUGCCGCUUUGCCUGUGACACCAAGUCUUAACCAGCAAGAGCAGCAGUUAACUCAAAUGUAUUCACAUUUGGAAAAGGACAAACUCCCAGGGGUCAUAUGAAUGAAUAUGAAUGUAAAUAUAUGUAUAUGCAACUUAGUCUGUUUAUCCAAAAUGGAAAUUUCCUUCUGAUUUCUGAAAAAUUAUGUUUCUCUGCAUAUUCAGACUGUGGUGGAUAAGUUAGAGUGAAAUUGCAAGUGCAUGCAUGAGUGCACAACUGUCCACACCUAUCUACACAAAUAGGACUAAAGAUUCCAUUAAUUACCUGGCUAAUCCCAUUCUUCAGGAAGAGCUGCUUCCAGACUUGAGGUUUCAGAAAAAAUAGCUUUUUCCCCACAUCAAGUGUAUUCUCCACAAACUGGUUUUCCAUGUACUAACUUCAGUUUCACAUAAAAAAAACCACAAUUGUUUGACAGUUCAGGCUUUGGUUUCUGUUCUGACCUUCCAUGAGUUCAGUGCCUGCCAGAAGAGGGUAUCGGGGAGGGGACUGAUCUAGUUUGUAAAAAACAUUUAAUUUUUAAUUCUUUGAGAUUGUUGUUAGACCUCUUAUCGUAUUAAAGCUAGGGUUGUUUAUUCA
Molecule: messenger RNA, 3410 nt
Organism: Acanthopagrus latus (yellowfin seabream)
Lineage: Eukaryota; Metazoa; Chordata; Actinopteri; Spariformes; Sparidae
Gene: olfml2bb
Product: olfactomedin-like 2Bb
Exons: 9
Coding region: 463-2670 (735 amino acids)
Biological process (GO): signal transduction
Source: RefSeq, a predicted model, not a curated record